Messenger RNA from Scophthalmus maximus (turbot), 1705 nucleotides. RefSeq names its product ALG5 dolichyl-phosphate beta-glucosyltransferase (gene alg5). Bases 245 to 1213 code for a protein of 322 amino acids. The record is from RefSeq and is a predicted model, not a curated record. NCBI's taxonomy places the organism in Eukaryota, Metazoa, Chordata, Actinopteri, Pleuronectiformes, Scophthalmidae. The transcript is spliced from 10 exons. Gene Ontology annotation, cellular component: endoplasmic reticulum membrane.
UGUGUCGAAUCGUGUCACUUCCUUGUCCCCGUCGUGUUCAGUUGUGAUUGGAAGUGGAGUUCACUGAAAUGCCCACAGAGUAAUGCAGCUACGAGAGCUUGUUAUUUAGUGCUGCCACCGUCUAAACGAUAUAUCUUCUUUUUUUUGGUAAACCCUGGGAAGCCGGAGCACAGGCUCCACAGACGCGCGAGCUAGCUGUGUAGCUAGGCGGUCUGUCAUUGGCUGCUGGGAAACUUAUGGAAACAUGGAUUUCCUCUGUGAUAUAGUCCAAGCUCUGCUCGCAUUGGCAGCUCUAGGUUUCAUUGUGGUGCUCAUUGUUGCACAUGUCACCGCGGAGAUGGUGAACCUGACACGCCACGAGAAGGAGAAACACUUCCUCACCGCCUCAGGGGAGAAGGAGAUGUUCCCCAGCCUGCACGAUCCCCAUUCCAGGGAGCUCUCUGUGGUGAUCCCAGCCUACCAGGAGGAGCUCCGCAUGCCUGUGAUGUUGGAUGAAGCUAUGGAGUACUUGGAAAACAGACAGAAACAAAACCCAUCUUUUACCUAUGAGGUCGUUGUGGUUGAUGAUGGCAGCAAAGACAAAACCACAGAGGUUGCUUUGCGGUACACUAGGAAGUAUGGUGCAGAUAAAGUGCGGGUGCUGACGCUGGUAAAGAACAGGGGCAAAGGAGGAGCUGUGCGGAUGGGAAUGCUCAGUUCCAGAGGUAAAGUCAUUCUGAUGGCCGACGCUGACGGAGCCACAAAGUUUUCUGACAUUGACAAAGUGGAGGCUGGACUUAAAGACCUUAACCCAAAACCGGAGAAUAUGGGCAUUUCCUGUGGUUCCAGAGCUCACCUGGAGCAAGAGUCUGUCGCUCAGCGAUCCAUGUUUCGCUCAUUACUCAUGUAUGGCUUUCACUUCCUGGUGUGGUUCUUCUGCGUGAGAGGCAUCAGCGACACUCAGUGCGGCUUCAAGCUUUUCACACGUGAGGCUGCACUCAAGACCUUCUCUUCUCUCCAUGUGGAGCGAUGGGCUUUCGAUGUGGAGCUCCUGUAUAUUGCCCAGUGUUUUAAAAUCCCCAUAGCAGAGGUGGCAGUCAACUGGACUGAAAUAGAAGGGUCCAAGCUGGUCCCGUUCUGGAGCUGGCUGCAGAUGGGUCGAGACCUGAUCUUCAUUCGCCUGCGCUACUUCACCGGAGCCUGGAAACUGGAGUCACCGCAUAAGACUGACUAGCCUAUCACACAGGCCCUGGUAUCCUAGAGACAGCCUAUGAUAGGGCCAUCGAACCUUUCGAUGAGGUGGGAUCAACAACCGUGUCCAUCGUACACUGUAAUCCACAUCAAAGAAUACAGAGUACAGUGAGAUACUUUCUUCUCCGGUCCAAUAGUCACUGGAGGAGAAGAAGUGAAGACACAGUUGACGGUUCCUCGUGGUCCUGCCUUUUUUAAAAUUUCGGAUGUUGGCUUGUGAUGGCCACUGUUACACGCACAUUUCUGUCACCACGGCUUACAGAAUGUCCGUAUGAAUAAUCCGUUUACUGAGUUACUUCAUGUUUAUUUUGUGGCCAAUCAGUUGUAAGUCACAAACGUGGAGGAUCUGAUAAUCAGAAAAUUGUUAAAUGAGGUUUUCGAAAGGGAGAGAUUGUUUUUUGUUUUUUUUGAGGAAACAUGGUAGUGGGGUGAUGGGUUGAAUGACUUGAACUAAAAUAAAAAGAAGUCAAUGUUU